Molecule: messenger RNA, 1975 nt
Organism: Myiozetetes cayanensis
Lineage: Eukaryota; Metazoa; Chordata; Aves; Passeriformes; Tyrannidae
Gene: SAMD10
Product: sterile alpha motif domain containing 10
Exons: 5
Coding region: 78-674 (198 amino acids)
Biological process (GO): cell surface receptor protein tyrosine kinase signaling pathway
Cellular component (GO): cytoplasmic side of plasma membrane
Molecular function (GO): protein binding
Source: RefSeq, a predicted model, not a curated record
UAUGAGGGGAGGCAGGGAUGGAGCCGCACUCGUGACAGCGGUGCCGAGCGCUCACGCGCAUCCCUCCUCCCGCCGAGAUGCAGCAGGGCCGGCCAUCCCUCUGCUGCGUCUCCACCAUCCGCAGCUCGCAGGGACCACCCGAGCCAGCCGCCGCCGCCGCCACCGCCCACUUCAGCUUCUGCCGCAGCCUCCUGGAGCACACGGUGUCGGCCGAAAACCUCAGCUACCGCCUGCAGCGGAACCCGGGCAGCAGCCUCACCUGGCACGACGGCCGGAGCCAGCGCCCCGACGGCGGCCGCACCGUCAAACUCCUGCGCCAGCCGGGCACCGAGGGCUCGCAGGGCCGUGGCUGUGACCACUAUGGCAUCUACCACACCAGCCCCACGCUGGGCAGCCUGGUCAAGCCGGUGGUGCUCUGGACCCAGCAGGAUGUGUGCAAAUGGCUGAAGAAACACUGCCCACACAACUAUCUCAUCUACGUCGAGGCUUUCUCCCACCACGCCAUCACAGGCCGGGCGCUGCUGCGGCUGAACGGGGAGAAGCUGCAGCGCAUGGGGAUCGCGCUGGAGGCGCAGCGGCAGGAGGUCCUGCAGCAGGUCCUGCAGCUCCAGGUGCGCGAGGAGGUCCGGAACCUGCAGCUGCUCAGCCAAGCUUCUUUUGGAAAUGUCUCCUAGCUGAUCCAUCUGUUUGGCAGAUUGCACCAACACUGUGAACCGAGCUCCGCUGGGAUGGGCUGUGCCCCGCAGAGACGAGACCUGAGCCACACGCUUGGAAUACGAAGAGACAGCUUCCCAGGCACUCCAGGGCUCCUCUCCUGCUUCUUCCUUCUCUUUCUUUCAGAGGAAUACAUUCCUGUGCAGGGAUGGAAUGUUUCUUCCAGCAGACAUGGUUCCUGGCUGAAGGAAAAUUAGCAAAGCAGCUGCUGGGACAGAUGAUGAACUUUCCCCCACCUGAGCCUGAUGGUUCACAGGGAAAGAGAUGGAAAAAAGGAGAUGGCAGCAGGCACGGCUCAGUACUGUGGAGAAAUGGAACGCAGUGAUUCCUGGGACAGCUCAGAGCCACGUGCAGGACACUGAAGCAUUUGCACAUGGGCAAUAUCCCAGCGCUCGGCAACUUGUAUCCGUGCCUCGGAGCUUAUUUAGGGAGCUUUAGUUUUCUCAUCAGACUGGGCUGUCUUCCAGCGUCCGAGGAGGUGACGUUAUCAGUAGCAAAUAAGACGAUCCAACCAGCCAAAAAAAUUCAAAGCGGGGCCAAGACCCCAGCAUCCGGCUCCACUUGGUGAGUUAAAAAUGGAGCUGAGUCAUCGGAGCUGGAAAAUCUGGAAGUAAAGGCAGGGUGGAUGCGCCGGGAGGGUGCCGUGGCCUGGAGGGAGCUGUGCCAGGAGCUGGUCCCUCAUCCACGGGCAGAGCGGGGAGCCCGUGCAGGGGCCAGCGGGAGCAGACGUGGAUGCUGCCAGGUGGUGCUGGGUGCUGCCCUGGGGUGAGGCUGGGGGAUUACUGGGUGCCAGGUCCCCCUCAGCCCCAACACCCAGCCCUGCUCCUCUCCGUGCUCCCAGCAGCUCUGAAGAGCUCUGCUCCACCAGGUGCUCAUCCUGACCUCCUGCCCAGGGUCUGGCGGUGGUGCCACCAAACCCAGGCGCCUUCCUGAUGACCUUCACCAUCAAUAAGGUGAAGGUGCUUGCUGUUACACCCCUCCACCCACUAAACCGCCCUGUCCAGAGCCACAGACUGCUCAUGUGGGCAGGUAAGGAACACCCAUGUGUAAAAUAGGAUUUGGGGGUGGGGUGGAUGCUGUCAUCUCCCCACGUUCCACCUGCAGUGAUGAGGGCAGGGCUGUGGAUCAUGGGGGUUCAAAAACACCAGCACCCCCAAAGUCCCUGGGGCACUGAGAUGUGGAGGCAGGUCACAGUGCCCCCCAGCCAGGCACCCACCCACCUGCUCCACUGCUGGUAAUAAAUUACAGACUGUUAUUUUAA